UAUUUUUAUUUUCUUCCUUUUCCUCCUUUCCCAGUCUCACAUUUUUUCUCUCUAAGCCGCUCUUCUUUCUUUUCUUGAUAGAGUGUUGUUUUGGACUGUUGGUUUUCAAUUUCUUUUUAUUAUCAUUUUGCUGUUGUUGUCGGAGAUUUUAAGCUAGAAGAUGCAACCGAGACACAGUUUAAAUUUCGGCACUUGAAGAUAACAAAAAUAUGAUACAUUAUGAGGAUCGUAGAGCGAUGGGAAGUGGUGUUUGCCCCUGGAAAUGAAGGAGAGACAACGUUGGAGAGCUGAAGAAGACGCAUUGUUGUGUGCAUACGUAAAACAAUAUGGACCGAGGGAGUGGAACCUUGUGUCACACCGCAUGAACACGCCCCUAAACCGAGAUGCGAAAUCUUGCUUAGAAAGGUGGAAUAACUACCUCAAACCUGGUAUCAAGAAGGGAUCCCUUACGGAAGAGGAGCAGCGUCUUGUAAUCCGUCUUCAAGCCAAACACGGGAACAAAUGGAAGAAAAUUGCUGCUGAAGUCCCUGGCAGAACUGCUAAAAGACUGGGAAAGUGGUGGGAGGUAUUCAAAGAGAAGCAACAAAGAGAACACAAGGAGAAGCAUAAGACGGUAGAAUCGGUUGAGAACGGCAAGUACGAUAGAAUAUUAGAAACUUUUGCUGAGAAACUAGUGAAACAGAGGCAUAGCUCAACCUUUCCAAUGGCCGCUUCCAACGGGGUUUUUCUUCCUACCGACCCACCUUCGCCUGCACCAACUUUACUUCCACCUUGGCUUUCUUCUAAUUCCAGCAAUACCUCAGUUGUCAGGCCACCUUCCCCCUCUGUGACGUUAAGCUUAUCUCCCUCAACAGUGCCAGCUGCCCCUCGAAUCCCAUGGCUGCAACCUGAGAGAAUGUCGGAAACUAACCCUGUUUUGGGAAAUAUGGUACCCCAUGGAUCAUUUUCUUCUUGUAGUGAGAACAUGCUGAUAUCUGAACUGGUGGACUGCUGCAGGGAGCUAGAUGAAGGGCACCGAGCUUGGGCUGCACAUAAAAAGGAAGCAGCCUGGAGGUUAAGAAGGGUAGAGUUACAACUGGAAUCAGAGAAAGCGGGCCGCAGAAGGAAGAAAAUGGAGGAAAUCGAGUCGAAGAUCGAGGCUCUAAGGGAAGAGCAAAAGACCGCACUUGAUAUGAUUGAAGCUGAAUAUAGGGAGCAACUAGACGGGCUAAGGAGAGAUGCCGAAGCAAAGGAUCAAAAAUUAGCUGAGCAAUGGGGUGCCAAGCAUUUGCAUCUCACCAAGUUUCUGGAACAAAUGGGGUGCAGAGCCAGGGUUGGCGAGCCUAAUGGCCGGUGAGCGAAGCUCUUUUAUCUGCAUCUGCGUUCAACACUCUUUCCGAUUACAAGCGCCCAUUCUCUUCUCGUAUUCUAAUAUAGAUGCUAUCUUGUCUGGAUGGAAAGGUAGCAUUAGCUGAACUAGCUCUAUCUUUUGUGUUUACCUCCUACAAUAUAUUAAAUUUACAUUCCAACUCUUUGAA
This is a messenger RNA of Hibiscus syriacus, 1517 nucleotides long. RefSeq names its product transcription factor AS1-like. The transcript is spliced from 2 exons. Bases 263 to 1336 code for a protein of 357 amino acids. The record is from RefSeq and is a predicted model, not a curated record. Lineage: Eukaryota; Viridiplantae; Streptophyta; Magnoliopsida; Malvales; Malvaceae.